UUAAUUCUUUUGCAUUCUUCGAAUCCUUGUUCUUCGAGAUCAUUGAGAGUUUCUAUGAUUCAAUCCUCUUCUUGGAAUCUUGAAAUCCAUGUCUUGAUCUUCGUUUUUGGGUUCUCCGAUCGGUGAUGGACUCCUGGAGGGAUUCGAGCUGAAGGACGAGGUUCAGAGGAUUUGGAUUUUGUUCUUGGGAUUUGCUUUGUUGGAGAAUGCCGGCGCCGGGAUUCUCGUCGUCGAAGUCGGAGAAGAAGGGGGUGGGGGUGAAACAGCAGAGGAGGGAUCCGUAUGAGGUCUUGAAUGUGCCGCGGAAUGCGUCGGAUCAGGAGAUCAAGACCGCUUAUCGGAAGCUGGCACUCAAGUACCAUCCUGACAAAAAUGCAAAUGAUCCUACAGCAGCGGACAUCUUUAAGGAGGUCACAUACUCAUACAAUAUUUUGUCAAACCCAGAAAAACGACAUCAGUAUGACACUGCUGGUUUCGAGGCUAUUGAGUCAGAGAGCCAAGAAUUGGAGCUGGAUCUUUCUAGCCUAAGUACAGUAAACACAAUGUUUGCUGCACUUUUUAGUAAACUGGGUGUGCCAAUUAAAACCACCGUAUCAGCAACUGUUUUAGAAGAGGCACUGAAUGGCUCUGUAACCAUUAGUCCACUUCAAUUGGGUCAACCUUUAUUUAGAAAGGUAGAAAAGCAAUGUGCUCAUUUCUAUGCUGUAGAAAUAGCGGAAAAAGAGGCUGAAAUGGGACUUGUCUGUCGAGUGCAUUCAACUGAGAAAAGCAAAUUCAAGUUGUUGUACUUUGAACAAGAAGGAAAUGGUGGCCUAAGCCUUGCCCUGCAGGAGGACAGUGUGAGAACAGGAAAAGUAACAUCUGCAGGGAUGUUCUUCCUCUGCUUCCCAGUUUUCCGAUUCGUGCCGUCCAAUACAAUAGCACUUAACAAAGAUCCAGAUGCUGCCUUUUUCAAGAAAUUGGAUGGAUUUCAGCCAUGCGAAAUAAAUGAGUUAAAAGCAGGCACCCACAUAUUUGCUGUAUAUGGAGACAACUUCUUUAAAAGUGUGAACUACACAAUAGAAGUCAUGUGUGCAGAACCUUUCUCAACAGAAACGGAAGAACUCCGAGACGUAGAGGCAAAAAUAUUAACCAAACGGGUAGAAUUGUCAAAGUUUGAGACUGAGUACAGAGAGGUGCUAACACAAUUCACUGACAUGACCAGUAGAUAUGCACAGGAGAUGCAAGCAAUAGAUGAGCUUUUGAAGGAAUGGAAUACAAUUCAUGCGUCAUACACUACGAUCUGCCCGUUAAAACGAAAUUCAAGUAAUAGAAAGACGAGAGCUUCUUCCAAGAGAUCGACAAAAGCCGAAGAACAUCAAACAAAAGAAAGAAAGCCGGGUAACAGAUCUAAAAAGAAGAAAUGGUUCAAUAUUCAUAUCAAGACGGAGAAGAAGCGGCAUUGUUGAAAACCCUUACCGAUCGUCAUAGUUUUGUGGUGAUUGAUCUCAUUUUUGCUAUUUCUAUUCAUUUUUAUUUUUUUGUUCUUUUGUAUUAUUUGUUCUUCUAUGUUCAUGUGUUUGUUUGUGGGAAAGAAUGUAUGUAGCAUCAUUUUGGGUGUUUGGUUUUUGGCUUUUUUUUUUAUAUUUGUAAGUUCCAAGUGGGAAAUGUUGUAGUUGCAUGUACAUUAUUUAUUUGAUUUUA
Messenger RNA from Dioscorea cayenensis subsp. rotundata (Guinea yam), 1683 nucleotides. Its product is annotated as chaperone protein dnaJ 16-like. The transcript is spliced from 11 exons. NCBI's taxonomy places the organism in Eukaryota, Viridiplantae, Streptophyta, Magnoliopsida, Dioscoreales, Dioscoreaceae. The record is from RefSeq and is a predicted model, not a curated record. Bases 207 to 1448 code for a protein of 413 amino acids.